Nelumbo nucifera (sacred lotus) is the source of this 2014-nucleotide messenger RNA. The record is from RefSeq and is a predicted model, not a curated record. Lineage: Eukaryota; Viridiplantae; Streptophyta; Magnoliopsida; Proteales; Nelumbonaceae.
CCUUCACUUCAUUCUUCAUAAAGUAAUUUUUUUAAGCACUUCCAAAGUUAGCCCAAGCCUUCACUUCAUUCUUCAUAAGUAAUUUUUUUUCCGAGUACAGUCAUUUACGUCGCCUUCCCCGCCCCUCCCGGACAAUUUCUGUUUCAGCCCCUACGAUUUAUAAAUAAGAGAGUAGACGCCACAUCCCUACCCACAGCGAUUUAGAAAAUUCUUCGUCUCUUCGCUAUCAAUGUUUCUUACAGGCAUUCUAGCGAACGUUAUUCGGAUGCUAGUGAUCAAUUCUCAAGUAGUGCAUAAUGUGGCAUGGCUGAACUCAAACUGAAAUAAACAAUCACCAACACCCGCCAUGGUCUCCUACCUGGUGAAGCCCGCUAUAGAGCAUCAGUUUCGGUGGUUCAGUAAAAGCUACAACUCAUGGGCUUCCGCCAUAAGAAAUGCUGCUUCUCCUUACAAAGCCUUGCACCUGUACACACAAAUGCAACGCCAGGGCGUCCCUUUCGAUAGCUUCACCAUCUUAUUCACACUAAAGUCCUGUACCCAUUUAGAGAAUCUCACCCUUGUCCGUCAUCUUCACGCUCAUUUACUCAAGCUUGGGUUUAACUCUCACGUUUACGUUGCUACAUCGCUACUCUAUGCAUAUGUUAUUGGUACCUUCCAUGAUGCACGUCUCUUGUUCGAUGAAAUGCCCGAGAAAAACACUGUCACCUGGAAUACGAUGAUCACCGGCUACUCCAAGGCCGGUAAUGUCGAAAAGGCUCGUUCCCUCUUCGAAACCAUGCCUGUUAGGGACCUUGCAUCGUGGUCUGCCAUGAUUGCUGGUUACAUUAACUCUGGCAAUUGGGACCAAGGACUAACACUAUUUCGAGAAAUGAUGGUAAACGAGCCAUUGAAACCUGACCAGGUGACCUUAGGGUCGAUUUUAUCUGGGUGUGCUCACAUGGGCUCUCUUGGGUUGUUGGUGGGCAAAUCAAUACAUGGUUUUACAGUGAAGAACGGAUGGGAACUGAAUGUGGAACUUGGAACAGUUCUGAUUGACAUGUAUGCUAAGUGUGGAUUCUUAAAAAAUGCAUGUCGAAUCUUUGUGAAGAUGCCGGAGAAGAACGUUUUAUCCUGGAGUGCGAUGAUCUGUGGGUUGGCCCAACAUGGAUACGGUGAAGAGGCACUCUCCUUAUUUGAGGAAAUGAAAGCAGCAGGCAUCAAACCCAAUGAGAUCACAUUUACAGGGAUUUUUAGUGCAUGUACCCGUGCGGGUCUGGUUGAUGAAGGCAAGAAAUAUUUCAAAGACAUGAUUGAGGAGUAUGGCUUGGAGCCAAGGAUUCAACACUAUGGAUGCAUGGUUGAUCUAUUAGGUAAAGCAGGGAGGCUGGAAGAAGCUUAUGAGGUGAUCAAGACAAUGAGACUUCAACCCAAUGUUAUAGUAUGGAGUUCUCUUUUAGCGGCUUGUAAGAUGCAUAAGAAAUUUGAGUUGGCUGAGAAAGUGAUCGAACAGGUUAUGCAGGUUGUGAAGCCAGAUAAUGAUGGAGGUGUUUAUACUCUAAUAUCCGAUUUAUAUGUUUUGAAUGAUAAGUGGGAUGAUGCAGAACGGGUCAGGAAAUUGAUGCUCAACCAAAAUGUGAAGAAGGUCCGAGGAUCUAGUUUCAUUAGAAAUGGAGCAAUGUAGGCAUUCAUCAUUUCGGUCUCUUCACUGAAGCAAUUCAUGAACUUUAAUUGGCAACUGCCAGACAAACCUACAACCCAAGCAGAUGGUUCUUGGUCACAACAUUGUAAUCUAAACUCCCAAAGAGCUGUCAUGAAUGAUGAAUCAUUUAUGGACUAAGCUGGAAAUUGGGCACACCUUGACUACAGUUACUACCUUUCAUUCUCUUUGGUAGAGGUAGAAGGCAGCCUUUGAAAUUGCAGAGAUUAAGGAAUUUGUACUUGUAGGCUCUUUUUGUUAAGUGAGGAAGAAAGAAAUAAAAUUCUUUUCAACCCAUUUAUUUCUUGGAGGCAUUCACAUGAAAAAAGUGGCCUCUCA